AUGGCAGCGAAAGAAAAACCCACUAAACCUAUUAAAGUUACGCAUGUUAUCUUUGAUUUAGAUGGAGUAAUUAUAGAGUCAGAAUCAGUUUACGAAAAGAUAGCCGCUGAGAUCGCAGAAGAGUAUGGAAAAACGUAUCCCAUAGAAGUUAGAGCUAAAGUUAUGGGCACACCAGAACCUGAAACAGCCAGGAUAAUUUGUCAAGAAUUGAAUUUACCAAUUACCCAAGAACAAUUUAUAAAAAAAUACGAAGAAAAGGUCAAGAAAUAUCUAACGAAUCCGGACUUGCUACCCGGCGUUGAAGACCUAAUCAAACAUCUACAUGCUUCAGGUAUCCCCAUGGCUGUGGCGACUUCAUCUAGAGAAGAUUUGAUGCAAAUGAAGACAAAGAAUUAUUCAAAUUUGAUGUCUUUAUUCUCUCAUGUAGUUUGUGGUAGUUCCGAUCCUGAAGUUAAACUCGGCAAACCUAAUCCGGAUAUAUUUUUGGUUUGCGCUUCACGAUUUGCUAAAAAACCGUGUCUAUGUCACGUUUUGGUAUUCGAAGAUUCCCCUAAUGGAGUCGCCGCUGCACGAACAGCUGGUAUGCAAGUGGUAAUGAUUCCAAAUCCAGACUUGCCAAAAGAUAAUCCCAUGAGAACAAAUGCUAAUCAAGUUAUUUCUACAUUUUCGGAAUUUUCUUACGAAGAUUUUGGUUUUCCACCAAGAAAAUAA
This is a messenger RNA of Psylliodes chrysocephalus, 711 nucleotides long. Lineage: Eukaryota; Metazoa; Arthropoda; Insecta; Coleoptera; Chrysomelidae. The record is from the annotation of a GenBank genome assembly.